Diaporthe citri is the source of this 1182-nucleotide messenger RNA. RefSeq lists its product as uncharacterized. Gene Ontology annotation, biological process: adenylate cyclase-activating G protein-coupled receptor signaling pathway. Bases 1 to 1182 code for a protein of 393 amino acids. The transcript is spliced from 5 exons. Gene Ontology annotation, molecular function: G protein-coupled receptor activity. Gene Ontology annotation, cellular component: plasma membrane. The record is from RefSeq and is a predicted model, not a curated record. Lineage: Eukaryota; Fungi; Ascomycota; Sordariomycetes; Diaporthales; Diaporthaceae.
AUGCCCACGUCUCAGCGAGGCGACCGUUUACUCCACGAGCUUAAAGGUUUCGAAGCUCUCUGGGAUAUCAGCGACCGACGCGCCAGCCUUGCCGAGCUCAAAAAGCUCCUCGACGGGCAACUGUACUGGGUCCCGUCGGCGAGGUACAUAACGUCGGGCUGGGCGCAGGCGGCCGCCUCCUCCCCAUCGACCGCACGAACAUCCGACUCGGUCGUCGCACCACGGAUCAUCUUCCUGUUGUUGAAACCACAGCCCAGCCCGCCGAACGGCCCGUUGCCCAGGCACACAUGGUCGCGGCCGCGGCUGUGCUGCUGGUCGUCUGGCGCCAUGUCUUCGUCAAAGACCACGGCCUAUGAGCCGGAGAUCGCCAUUCUCACUUUCGUUUACGACAAGGUCAACAGGAGGACAUUUCGCUAUGCCCUCAUCAUCAAUCUCACCUUCGCGGAGUUCAUUCAACACGUCAGCAGCACAGCAUCUGGGAUUUAUAUUCUCGUGACUGGUACCUCUAUUCCCUCGGGAUCCAUGUGCAAUGUGAACGGGUGGAUCGGUCAGGUUGCCGUGAUGGCAUCAGGCUUUGGCGUGCUCUCAAUAGCACUCGUCACACUUCUAAUCUUCUUCUUCAACGACUGGGCUAUAAGAGCAUCUAUGUUGUCCAAAACCAUAAUAUGUGCCUUCGUUUGGCUGCAACCAUUGGUCGCCGGCACUAUCGCUCUGCUCAUGGACAAGUACAACGGCGUAUCUGGCAACUGGUGCUGGAUCAGCUUCGAAGAGAAGACCCUGCGCUGGGCCUUGGGACACGCUUGGCGGUUAUGCAUUGUGACCAUCAUGCUUGUCAUCUACGUCUUCAUCUUCGCUCAGGUGCGACGGCGCUUAAAGAAACGACAGAACGCCUUGGACAUGGACCUGAAAAGAAAUUCCUCCAUUGCGUCAACCAUUACACGACCACCACUGGUCCGAUCUGCGUUUUCCAAUGACGAGGAUGAGAAAAGCAGCCGACUCGCUCGUCUGGCUCUGAAACCUGGCUUGCGAGUCCUCCAGAGCUCCAAACUUGACCAGGAGACUCGACACUGGGCCAUGAUAGCUGCGUUUCCUCUGACUUGUGUUCUCGUUUUGAUGCCACAGAUCAUCAACCGGGUGGCCGAGUUGGCCGGAUACCAGCUGAAGUGGCUGGCCGUAUCUUAG